CUCUUCAUUUCUCAUCUCAGCCAUUCCUCUGUGUCUGUGUGGAAGUGAAAAAUGGCGGCCGCUGCAUCCUUCACCCCAUCUCUCUCCACUCCAUCGUCUUCAUCUUCUACCUUAAAAACUUCCAAAUCCAAAAACCUAGCCGGUGUCAGUUUGGGAUUCCUCUCGUCAUCGUCCAAGUCUGUGAAGCUUCUAAAAGCUGGUGUAAAAAGCAGUGGCAGCUCACGCUCCGCUCUCGGUGCUCGUAUGGUGUCGAUGCCGGCCGUCAAGCCAUAUCUUUCUCUCGAUUUCGAGAGCUCGGUGUUCAAAAAGGAGAAGAUCUCCCUUGCGGGUCACGAUGAGUACAUCGUAAAAGGAGGAAGAGACUUGUUCAAAUUGCUUCCAGAUGCAUUUAAGGGCGUCAAGCAAAUUGGGGUUAUUGGUUGGGGUUCCCAGGGACCUGCCCAGGCUCAAAACUUGAGAGAUUCGCUGGCUGAUGUUAAGUCUGAUAUUGUUGUCAAGAUUGGACUUAGAAAGGGCUCCCGCUCUUUUGAUGAAGCUCGAGCUGCUGGUUUUACUGAAGAGAAUGGCACUCUGGGUGAUAUAUGGGAAACUGUAUCUGGGAGCGAUCUUGUGCUACUUUUGAUUUCUGAUUCUGCUCAGGCUGAUAAUUACGAGAAAUUAUUCUCCCACAUGAAGCCAAACAGCAUCCUUGGGCUUUCCCAUGGGUUCCUUCUUGGGCACUUGCAGUCAAUUGGACUUGACUUUCCAAAGAACAUCAGUGUGAUUGCUGUGUGUCCGAAAGGAAUGGGUCCAUCUGUAAGGAGACUUUAUGUUCAAGGGAAAGAGAUCAAUGGUGCAGGAAUUAAUUCAAGUUUUGCGGUCCACCAGGAUAUUGAUGGUAGAGCUACUGAUGUUGCCCUGGGAUGGUCCGUUGCCCUUGGUUCUCCUUUCACAUUUGCCACUACCCUUGAGCAGGAGUACAAGAGUGACAUUUUUGGGGAGCGGGGCAUUUUAUUGGGUGCUGUUCAUGGAGUUGUGGAAUCCUUGUUUAGAAGAUACACAGAAAACAGAAUGAGUGAAGAUCUGGCUUACAAAAAUACUGUUGAGUGCAUAACAGGCAUAAUUUCCAGAACAAUCUCAACUCAGGGAAUGUUGGCUGUAUACAACUCCUUUUCUGAAGAAGAGAAGAAAGAAUUUGAGACUGCAUAUAGUUCUUCAUACUAUCCAUGCAUGGAUAUUCUGUAUGAGUGCUAUGAGGAUGUUGCCAGUGGCAGUGAGAUCCGCAGUGUUGUCUUGGCUGGGCGUCGCUUUUAUGAAAAGGAUGGGUUACCAGCUUUCCCAAUGGGGAAAAUUGAUCAGACACGCAUGUGGAAAGUUGGUGAGCGUGUCCGAACACGACCAGCUGGUGAUUUGGGUCCAUUACAUCCAUUCACUGCUGGAGUCUAUGUAGCAUUGAUGAUGGCCCAGAUUGAGAUCUUGAGAAAGAAAGGGCACUCGUACUCAGAGAUCAUUAAUGAGAGUGUGAUUGAGUCUGUAGAUUCUUUGAAUCCAUUUAUGCAUGCCCGUGGAGUUUCCUUCAUGGUUGACAACUGCUCUACCACAGCUCGAUUGGGUUCAAGGAAAUGGGCUCCUCGCUUUGAUUACAUAAUCACACAGCAAGCAUUAGUAGCAGUGGAUAAUGGUGCUCCUAUCAACAGAGAUCUCAUCAGCAACUUCCUCUCAGAUCCAGUGCACGGAGCCAUUGAAGUCUGCGCUCAACUGAGGCCGACAGUGGACAUCUCAGUGCCACCAGAUGCCGAUUUUGUGCGCCCAGAGCUGCGUCAAUCAACCAAUUGAGAAUCCUAGAGAUGGCUUUUGUAGUUUUUGAUAGCCUUUAAAGUUGAAUUCUACAGGUUUGUUUGAGGCGGAGACGGACUUUAGAAGACUACACGAGCAUUAUAGUUUUACUAGGGUGGAGUCUUUUAGUUUUUCUGGUGAACAUCUAAAACCUAAUUAUGUUUCCUCUAGCACUAAUUUGGGCUUUUUAUCAUAUCUUAUUACCGUCAA
Carica papaya (papaya) is the source of this 2025-nucleotide messenger RNA. RefSeq names its product ketol-acid reductoisomerase. Gene Ontology annotation, cellular component: mitochondrion; chloroplast. Lineage: Eukaryota; Viridiplantae; Streptophyta; Magnoliopsida; Brassicales; Caricaceae. The record is from RefSeq and is a predicted model, not a curated record. Gene Ontology annotation, molecular function: ketol-acid reductoisomerase activity. Gene Ontology annotation, biological process: L-valine biosynthetic process.